CCUGUGCAGGUGCCAGGCAGGUGGCCCCGCGGAGCCCAGCCCCAGCAUGAGCUCCUUCGACCUCCCGGCGCCCUCCCCGCCCCGCUGCAGCCCCCAAUUCCCCAGCAUCGGCCAGGAGCCCCCCGAGAUGAACCUUUAUUAUGAGAAUUUCUUCCACCCGCAGGGCAUGCCCAGCCCUCAGCGGCCCCCCUCCUUUGAGGGGGGCGGCGAGUACGGGGCCACCCCCAACCCCUACCUCUGGCUCAACGGGCAGGCCAUGACCCCGCCGCCCUACCUGCCGGGCCCCAACCCCAGCCCCUUCCUGCCCCAGGCCUACGGUGUGCAGAGGCAGCUGCUGCCUGGCAUGUCCGGCCUGGGGGGCGGCGACCUGGGCUGGCUGCCCAUCCAGUCCCAGGAGGAGCUGAUGAAGCUGGUGCGGCCCCCCUAUUCCUACUCAGCCCUCAUCGCCAUGGCUAUCCACGGGGCGCCCGACAAGCGCCUCACCCUCAGCCAGAUCUACCAGUACGUGGCUGACAACUUCCCCUUCUACAACAAGAGCAAGGCCGGCUGGCAGAACUCCAUCCGCCACAACCUGUCACUCAACGACUGCUUCAAAAAGGUGCCCCGGGACGAGGACGACCCAGGCAAAGGGAACUACUGGACCCUGGACCCCAACUGUGAGAAGAUGUUCGACAACGGAAAUUUCCGCAGGAAGAGGAAGAGAAAAUCGGAUGUUUCCUCCAGCACGGGCUCCUUGGCCUCGGAGAAGACGGAAAGCAGUCUCCUGGCGGGCAGCCCCAAGACCAUGGACCCCCAGGACCUCUUGGACAGCACGCCGCCAGGCACCACCAGCUCCCCAGAGCAGCGGCCCUCCCCUGCCCCGUGCCUUAACAGCUUCCUCUCCACCAUGACAGCCUAUGUGAGUGGGUCGAGCCCCAUGAGUCGCCCUGUGGCCACGCCAGGACUGAACCCUGAGCCUUCUGACAAGAUGGGGCAGAACUUGGUGAACCUCAACUCCUAUACCCCACUUACCAACCUCGGUGGCCAUGGGGCUGGGAGCGAAUGGGCCAGCCCCAUGCCCACCAACACUCUCGGCUACGGAGGCUCGGUCCUCAACCAGUUUAGCCCUCAUUUCUACAACAGCAUCAACGCCAACAGCGUCCUCUACCCCAGGGAGGGCACCGAGGUCUAGGACUGACCAGCCCCAAGCCUGAUGGGGACCCUCACGCCAGCAUCCCUGUGGUCCAGCCCCUCUGAACUGCUCAGACAGACACAGGAGGCUCAGAGCAAUUCAUCUUUUUUCUAGAACACUGUACAAACCUUCUGUUUGUCACACAUAUAUCCGUGCACACACAGCCACCAACUUUGCAAUGAAAAUGCUGGUCUGGAUAACAGCGAUCAUGGUGGCCAUUUAUUGAGCAGUUAUUAUGUGCAGGGAGCUGUGCUAGGCUCUUUGAAGGCAUGACCACACUUACUAUUGAGUUACCUUGUGGAGUUCAUAUGAACUUCCUCAUUUAACAGAUGAGGAAACUGAGGCUCGAGGAAGUUAAGUCAUUCUCCCAGGAUCAUUACAAAGUAGUAAGUGGCAGAGCCAGGAGUCAAGUCCUGUGUGACCCCCGAACUUUGGGCCAAUGGGAGCAGGACUGGAGGAACAGACUGAGUAGCUAAAGAGGGUCAUUGUGAAAGCUGAUUAUGGCAAGCGUGUCUACUGCCUUCUGGCUGUCCAUCAGGAUUUAGCACCAGCCCCGGGCACAUCUUGUCCUGACCUAAGUCCUUAUUCUGUGGCUCCCAGCUUACCUGCAGACAUUCCAUUUGCUGCCACUCAAGAAGGGGAGCCCAGACCAUGCCCCUCCAGGACAACGUGUCCAGCCUCUCCCCACAGAGGGGCACUGCUUCCCCCACCCCAGAGACUGUGAGCAGGGCAGGGAGAAGAGAGGUACACCCCAAGCCCCCCACCUCAGCACUACCUACCUGCAAAGUCUUAGAAAGCCCAGCUGCUUGUGUGCACAUCAUGGACCAGUGAGCUGGAGGUGGCUGAGUCUUCCAAGAGAAACAAGGCUGAGUCCACGCUUCCCGUUCUGCAGCCCAGGAGAAGUGGAUGUCUGAAAAGCAAGGCCUCCAGGAACGGCCUGCUCCCACGGCCCAGGGCUCCAUGUGCGCAGCACCCGGGGCUUUCCUUGCUUUUGUAUGUACUUUACAUGCUUGUGAUCUUCAUCACAGCACACCCUGGGAAAUGUGUUUUUGUUUUAUUAUUUUCUUUUUAAUUAAAACAAGCAACAAAGCAA
Molecule: messenger RNA, 2264 nt
Organism: Hipposideros armiger (great roundleaf bat)
Lineage: Eukaryota; Metazoa; Chordata; Mammalia; Chiroptera; Hipposideridae
Gene: FOXI1
Product: forkhead box I1
Exons: 2
Coding region: 47-1171 (374 amino acids)
Biological process (GO): regulation of transcription by RNA polymerase II; cell differentiation; anatomical structure morphogenesis
Molecular function (GO): DNA-binding transcription factor activity, RNA polymerase II-specific; RNA polymerase II cis-regulatory region sequence-specific DNA binding
Source: RefSeq, a predicted model, not a curated record